UAUAGAGAGAAAGCGAAUGAUUGAAAUUGCUCAACUCAUGAACUCAACUCAAUUCGUUCUCGGUUCGGUUUUUUUUUCUGAAUCUGAAUGACAGGGAUUGCUCCUACAAAAUUAACCUAGUGCUACUAAAAAUAGCUGAUUGUUCAUACUUAUGUUAAUUCUGCGGUAUUUGAUUUCCUUAGAACAGUUUUUAAGGUUAUUAUUUGUUAUUAUCUAAUAAAUGAAACAGUGACACAAAGUGGAUUUCUACAUUUCGGUUCGAAAUAAAUCCUGUAGUGAAUUUGACGUGUGGAGAAAAUUACGGGAUACGGUAGCUCCAGAAAUAUAUAUUUGAUAGUAUCGUAGAAUAUUUGAUAGUAUUUUGUGUAAUUUACGAUACAAACAAUGUCGUACCCUCCACCAAAUCAACAACACGGUGCUUACCCAACACCUUAUAAUAGCAAUUAUCCUCCCGCACCUGCCCCAGGUUACCCAACGCCUAAUGCUCCAGGCUAUGCACCAGUUCCGCAAGGUUACGGCCCACCCCCUCCUCAAGGCUAUCAACCACCCCCAGGUCAAUACCCUCCAGGACCUGGAUAUGGCGCCCCGAUCACGAAUCAGCCGAUGGGCCCAGCUGGUGGCUGGAUGAAUAUGCCGCAAGGCAUUCCCAACUGUCCGCCAGGCUUGGAAUAUCUUACUAUGAUUGACCAACUUUUAGUACAACAAAAGGUUGAAGUUCUUGAAGCUUUGACUGGCUUUGAGACCCAAAAUAAGUAUACAGUUAAGAAUAGUUUAGGUCAAAAAGUUUACUACGCAGCUGAAGACUCCGAUUGCUUGACAAGGAAUUGUUGUGGUCCCAUCAGACCCUUCGAUAUGAAAAUUCUGGAUAAUUACAGGAACGAAGUUAUACAUCUCCACAGACCAUUGGCGUGCGAUUCCUGUUGCUUUCCAUGUUGCUUACAAAGUAUGGAAGUAUCUUCACCACCUGGCACAAUUGUCGGUACCGUUGAACAAGAAUGGAGCAUUUUCUGUCCCACUUUCGCAAUAAAGAAUGCCAGUGGAGACACCGUUUUAAGAAUCGAAGGACCAUGUUGCACCUGGAGCAUUUGUGGAGACGUGGAGUUCAAGAUAAUGUCAGGAGACGGUGCUGUGCAAGUCGGGAAAAUUUCCAAGCAGUGGUCUGGAUUGAUGAGGGAGAUGUUCACGGAUAGUGACUAUUUUGGUAUAACUUUCCCCAUGGAUUUGGAUGUCCGUAUGAAAGCUGUCAUGUUGGGCGCAUGUUUCUUAAUUGAUGCCAUGUUCUUCGAAAGUACUCAAAAGGACAGCUCAUCAAAUUUAUAAGCCUAAGAAGUACCUCCUUAUAAAUGAAUAUGCUUAUUACAGUGUCUUAUAAAUUUUUUACGAUAUUAACGCUUUUUAACCUAAAACUUUUACCCGAAAAGUAGUCGGCUAUUAUAUAUUUAUAAAUUAUGUAUUUACUCAAUAUUUCUAGGCGACGAGGGUGUUGAUUAUGCCAGUGGCAGAUCCAGCAUCGUCAAGAGGGGGGCCGAUUGGCUAAAUUUCUAUGAAAAUUAAAUGAAUAAAUGAAUGUUUUUAUAAUCUUUAUAUAUAACUUUGUUUGAGAGGUGGGGCCGAUCGCCCUCCCUGGAUCCGCCACUGGAUUAUGCACUUUUACGUCCCCUGGAUAUCUACACGCUUUUUGUUUUUUGGUGCGUAGAUUCGAUUUUUCGAGGAUACCACGCCGAAAAAAAAAUCGUCAGAUAAUUUGUUAUUAAAUUUUUUUAAUUGUUUAAUUGAUUGUAUCUCCUAAACUAUUAGAGAUAUUUAUUUUUACCAAAAUUAAAAUUGUUCUUUUUGAAAAAUUUAACAAAAUGGCGUUUGGUAAACUUUGAUCCGCUUGUUAGAACCGGAGUUAUAACAAAUUUCGUGAAAAAUAAUUGCAAAAUACGCAUUUCGUGGGGCUUUUCCAAGUAUAACUCAACUUUCAUACGUACGAUUCACUUUCAAACCCCAUCAUUUUAAAAGUAAUUGUUUCAACUUUAAAAAAACUUUGCAAGAUUACUUUAUUUUUAUUAAUCUUCUUCUUCAAGUGCCAUCCUCGUUCCGAAGGUUAACGAUCAUCAGGGCUAUACGUAUUUUCGAAACUGCUAACCGAAACAAUUCGUUGUUGCUACAGCUAUACCAUUCCCGUAGAUUCUUUAGCCAGGAGUUUCGUCUUCUUCCUAUGGACCUUUUUCCUGCUAUCUUCACCUGCAUAAUUAUUCGAAGCAGUUCAUAUCUUUCGCCUGUUGUAAUGUGUCCCAAGUAUUGCAGUUUUCGUUUUUUGAUCGUAAAUAUGACUUCUUUUUCUUUAUUCAUUCUUCUCAAGACCUCGACGUUUGUGACUCUCUCCGUCCAUGAUAUUCUCAAGAUUCUGCGAUACAUCCACAGUUCAAAUGCCUCCAAUUUUUUGGUAUCAAUCUUUUUCAGCGUCCAUGACUCCAUUCCGUAAAACAGCACAGAAAGUACGUAACAUCUCAUCAGGCGAAGUUUCAUUUGAAGGCUCAAAUCUCUUCCACAGAACACUCUCUUCAUUUUACUGAAUAUGGAUCUGGCUUUUUCUAUUCUUAUUUUGAUUUCUGCUGAGCUAUCGUUGUCUUCAUUUAUAAAAGUGCCUAAAUAUUUGUAUUUGCUAACUCGAUCGAUAAUUUCAUUGUGUAAAUAUAAAUUUUGGACAUUUCGUGUUGAUUUCGAUAUUACCAUAAAUUUAGUUUUCUUUAUGUUCAAAGAUGGUUCAUAUUCUUCGCUGCAGUCUGCUAUCUUAUUCACCAAUGUCUGUAGCUCUUCAAGUGUUUCUGCGAUCAGAACGGUGUCGUCAGCAAAUCUCAGAUUGUUUAAUCUAACACCAUUUAUUUUAAUACCAUUUUUUUAUUUAUUUUAAUAUUUUAAUAUUUAUUUAUUAUAAUAAUAUUUAUUUAUUAUAAUAAUAUUUAUAAAACAAUAAUAUUUAUUUUAAUAAUAAUUAUUAUUUUAAUAUUUAUUUUAAUAUUUUAUUAAUUUUAAUAUUAAUACCAUUUUUAUUAAUAAAAAAGUUUAAUAAUUCAACAUUAAAAAUUUCACUAAACAUUUUGCGAUUUAAUUUGUUUAUAAGAGAUUCAAUCUUUGAAAAAUUGGUUAAUGAAAGUUAUAGAACAACUCAAAAUAAACCUUUUAAGAUUUGCUAAAUGUUUCUAUAUUAAUUUUUUGGCGAGAUAUUGAAAAUUGAUUUACGCGCGCCUGCAUAUGCUGCGCGUGCGCCUCAGAACGCGUUAUUAAAAGUUCUAUAUCUUGGUCAAAAAUUAACAUAGAAACACUUACCAAAGCUAAAAAUGUUCGUCGUGAGUUAUUCUAUAAUUUCUAUUAACCAAAUUUUCAGUUUAUAGCUUAAAUUUGUUUAAAUCUCUUAUAAACAAAUUAAUUCGCACCAUUUUAGUGAAAUUUUUAAGUUUAAGUUUAAUUGUUAUAACUUUUUUAUUACAAAGAUAAAGUAAUUUAGCAAAAAUUUUUUUAAAGCUGACAUUAUUACGUUUAAAAUGAGGGGCGUUUUGAAAAUUAAUCGUACGUAUGAAAGCUGAGUUAUACUUGGAAAAAUCCCAUCGAAUGCCUAUUUUGCAAUGUUUUUUCACGAAAUUUGUUAACUCCGGUUCUAACAAUCGGAUCAUAGUUUAUUAAACUCCAUUUUAUUCAUUUUGUCAAAAAUAGCAAUUUUCAUUUUGGCAAACUAAAUAACGGAAAAUUAAAUAAAUGGAAAACGACAAGGUACCAAGGGGACAUACAAGUGCAUACUCAACCCCUUUGCUCCUAGAGUAACAUGGUUCAUUUUUAGCAGAAAUUAUAUAAAAUCAAAAAUGUGAACUUUUACUUAAAAUUCUGAGUUUUUACUCGAGUGUUUGUAUCCACAAGAUUUUAGUGUGAGUUUUGAAUAGAUCUUCACUUUAUUAUACGGUUUACCAGUAAGUUAUUUAUGAUUAUGUUAUACAGAUCGCACCCCGACUUCGUUAGUGCCAUAACCCCGAAAUGAAAUCGCCAACUUUUCAGGAGAGCAAAAACAAGAUUUUAGGUGAACUCUUCAUUUUUUUUCUCUGCAAAUUCACUAUCUAAGUUAACCAAAUUCUGCUCUCAUAUUGAUUAUGUGUGUAGCUAUCGAAUGCUAAUAUUUAUUUUUAGUAAUUGACAUUGGUUUACCCUGAAAUUCACCCUUAAAAUAUAAGGCGCUAUUGCUAAGGCACCCAUAUACAAAAUUCGAGGAUUAGGGCGUAUCAACCCGCCUUAUCACAAACAAAUACAUUAUCACAUUAGGGCAAUAUUCAAAAAUGAACGGUACUUACCACACAUCCACUCUCGACCACCGUGUAACGCAAAAUCGUUUGUGGCGGGGUUGCUAAUGCUGGGAGCGCCAAAACCGGAAAACGUAAUAACGACACAGGCGCAAUAUCUAGAUUUUAAGAUAACUAAAUUAUAUGACAUUACUCGAUAAUGAAGACAACGAUUAAAGGGAACGUGUUAGGCCAAAUAUUGGCAAGGAACCGCAAAGUGGGCGACGCCUGGUGGCGAAUUUGAAAAGCAUCGACUCUAGGAAAACAUUGACUUUGCCAUUAAUUUGUGUACAUAUUUGCGGUCAGUUUAUGUUGUAAUUAACAAGGAUUUCGACUUAAAAAAACUAUUGCAGUGUUCCUCAGUAUUCAUUCCUAUUAUACUCUACGUAAUAACCUAAACUAACCAAUGCCAAAUCACACAUUUUGUUAAUUUAACGUUUGUAUUAAACGUAGUAUUUUUUAAUGUUUAAGCGACUGCAAAAUUAAAUAAAUAAAUAAAAUGUAGUAUAUAUUCAGUACAUAGAAUGUACAUUGUUAUGCAAAAUAUUCCGACCACCUCGUAAUUUCCAGAACACAAUUAUUAUAAAAUAAAUUCACGUACUUAGUUUCCAGUUUUUAUUUAAUUAAAAAUUGUUAUCUGUUGGUGUAAAAUAAAUUGUUAGUGUACCUAUUAAUUAAAUUAAAAACAAAAUUAGAAAUUCUAAGAUAGAUUAAUAAUUUUUAAAACGCUGUGUGAUUAUCGGGGGGCCAAAUUUUUUUAUGAAAAAAAGGUAAAAACAAAUCAGUAGUUAGCAUCAAAUUUUAAUGAAUGCAUACAGAUGAAACAUAAUUUUGAGUCGUCUUUAAAUAAGAUGUCUUAAUGACACAACUUAGUGGUUACUUUGGCAAAACACUCGUGUAAAUGAUUUUAAUUUAACGUUUUAGAACUGUGAGGUCAAAUGACAAAAUGAAUUGUUUUCCUAGAGUUAUCGUCCAUUUUGAAAUUUUGAGCGCCCUCUGUCGGAAUUUAAUUUUGCGAAUAUUUUCCAUUUUUUUAGAGUUAUGACACUUACGAAGUCGGGGUGCGACGUAUUGAAAUUAUUUAAAAAAAAUAAAAAGUCACGUCUAUUUUAUAUAUGUUAUGUCUAGAUAAGAAUUUAAUAUGCUGUAUACACUUUUUUGAUAAUUCUACUCUUUAUUUUUAAUUUAUUGUUUCAAGGCUGCUCGCUUUUGGUGGCUAAUUGUAUUUUUUAGUUUUUAGGGAUGUACUCAAUUUAUUUGUUUUAUGUAUGUAACUAUAGCACAAAUGAACAAGAGACAAAUACAAACCAGCUAAAAAACGAUUUUCUAUCGAUAACUUUGAAUUUUACCAUUAUUUAAAUCAAAGUAAGAAUUUUAAGCAAUAAUUCUAAGGGGAUCCCCGCACAAAGGUAAUAUUAGCUGAAAUAGCUUGUAUAAUAAAGAUUUUCUUUUAUAACCAAUAAAAAUAAUGAUACAUUGUUUUCGAGACAUCUAGGAUAUUGGUUGUAAUAAUUUCGACCUCACUUUUGAUCUGCAAAUGUGACAGAUAUUACCAAAUGCGAUGGGACAACAUCCAGAAUUGAGCAGACCACAGCCGCUUUUAGAAGGAUGUCCAAGGUAUGUAAAGGUCGCGUCUCACCAUCAAAUAAUUUGAUCAAACUGGUUUGAGCAAACUGAAAGUGACAGUUAGUGACGUCACAUCCUGAGUGUUGAUUGUGAAUAAUAACGAAAAAUUUUAAUUUUAAAUAAAGUACAAACAAGUUAGACAACUCAAUACAAAAAAUUUGAUCAAACUAGACUGAUAGUGAGAGCACAGAUUUUUAGAAUUUCAAAAAAACUGCAAUUGUGACGUCACUUUGACGUACUUCCGGAGUUUGCUCAAACUGUUUGAUCAAAUUAUUUGAUGGUGGGACGCGGUCUUCACAGACUUAAAAUUGGCAUUUCGGAUAAAAUUGGCAUCCGCCUACUUCGCUGCUAUGUGUUCUCGCUCUUACGUCAUGCUAUCGUAUCAUGGACUGUGAAUAAAAGUUAUCUAAAUCACCUUGAAGCUUUCGAAUUGUGGCGCUAUAGAAGAAUCUUAAAAGUUUCUUGGGUGGAGAAGACUCCCAAACUUCACAAUACUAGAACUUCUCAGCAAGACUACCGAGAUAAUAAAAAGCAUCAAGAAGAGAAAGCUGGAGUACUUGGGGCAUGUAAUGAGAGGUCCCAAAUAUAGGUUGUUACAAAAUAUUAUGCAAGGGAAAAUAGCAGGCAAACGCAAUCCAGGAUGAAGAAAGAAUUCAUGGUGGAAACACUUGUGAGAUUGAUAUAAUAUUGAUACAAGGAUGCAUUUAGGUUUAGCAGUGAAUAAAAUUAAGAUAGCUAUGAUGGUAACCAACGUUCUGAAAGGACGUGCUACGAAGAAGAGAAAAUAGGGCAACGUUAAGAGCUGUCUUGCACCAACUUAAGCUUCGCUAGCUCCUCAGUAAGCAAAAGCAAGCUAAAACCGUUGUAGAAGGUUUGGUAACCACUGCUGCAUUCCUAGCUAGAAACUUCAGGCAGAAAUAAUUCCAUAUCAUGAUCGAAAAACAAUAUAUCGUUACAAAAACACUGGCCGUAAAAGCCUCUACAAUAAAAAUCAAUUUAAUUUGUCUUCCGGCAACUAGUGGUCAACACAAUAAUUCCAUUUACUAAUAUAUCUGUAAUACUGUUGUGCAUUAUUUCACUGAUCAGGUCCAGUACACGGUUGGGACAACUCUCAACACUCUGACAUCUCUAUGCCUAUGCCCUUUGUGACCUACACCAUUAAAGGAGUUUGAAGAAAUUGUUUAGCUGGCUAUUUGUUCUUCAACUUCAUUUACAGCUUUCUUUACAUAUAUUCACAUCGUACAUGCUUCUCCUCCAAAUAUUUUAAUGAGUAUACCAAGAUUCGCACACCGUUGCGUCUUAAUUUCCACAAAUAAAUCGUUUUUAUUUGCCAUUAUACCAUUACUAGUUUAAGGACCCUUUUACAGUCCACUUCUUGUAGAUUUGAUCGGUUACAAUACCCCACCACUCCGCUCUGACGUCAUAAGCCACGCCCACAAAGAUGGUGGCGACAUCUGUCAAUUGCUCUUUCAACUGUUUUAUGUCUAAUUUUGUUUCAUGGCCUUUAAAUAAUCUCUUUUAACGUUUCUGACAAAAUACUUGUACAAAAUACAUAUUUAAAGCCAUACGUUUAUUUAGAAAUUAUGUUGUUCUCUUUCUAUUUUUUCAACUAUAGUCUUUUUUCUGACUCUAUGGCUCGUAUGACAUAUGCCUCAUCCACGAUUCAAUUAAACUUUCCUGUCCAGUGCCAGUUGACAGCCAUUCAUUAUAUCGGUCUACCAUUAAAGCUUUAGUCAGUGAUAACAGCUUAGAUCGUUGUCUGUCAUAUACUUCCCAGUGUAUUUAAUUGGUUAAAAUGUUCAUAACCUCACAACUUUCUCACAUUUCUGUGGUCUGAUCUUAUUUUUCCUUCUCCCUUUGUAGUGCUUUGGUGCUUAACUGUUAAAUUUUCUCGGUAUUGUUAUAUAGUGUAGAGGCAUGUACGCUGACAAUCAAUGCAAGAAUAAAUCGAAGGCAUUUGACACAUAGGUAUCUUAAAAUAAUAAAGUAGCUAUCCAGGAAAGACUCCAAAUGAUGAACAAACGAAAAGAGUUGUUAAUUAAAACUGCAGUAUCUGUACUAAAAUUGCCCUGAAGUUAGCUAACAUUUAUCGCGAAGAUGACACUUGAAGAAAAUGAAGGUUUUCUGCAAUAGCCUCUUUAGUGCACUAAUCAAUCUCUAUAAUAAUAACUCUUGUCUGUUUUUUAACUUACAAGGGUAAUUUCUAGUGUAUUAAAGUCUUGGGGCAUAUGAGAAAGACAAUAGUUGUACUCUUCAAGCUACAAUAUUAUUCCUGGAUUUGAUCCAAGGUGUUUAGUUCGCAGGCUGUGCAGACUUGAUACCUAUAGAUUUUUUUACAAACACCUGGAUGAUUGACAAAAUUGAUGGAAAUUUGGGAGUCCCAAGUGAUCGUAAACCAUCUCUACCAGGUCCUCAAAAUUUUUUACCAUAGUAUUUUUAUUUAACUUUGUUUAUAUACGAGCACGCAUGUUAUAUGUCCUAUAAGUGCUACAAGAGCUGUUAAAUGUAUUGAUUUCUUCAAGUACUUAUUAUUUUUUAAUUAUAUUAGAAAAUCAAGAAGAUAAAUCCUGUAAAUAGGGUUUCUUGCAGCUACUUUGAUUCUAUUUGGUUUGUAUUUAUUGAAUAUAAUAUAUUUCCAUCCACCACAUCGGUCCAAAAUAUAUAUAGGGUAUGCCAUCCUCAAAGUAAGAAGCAUGGCACACCCUGUAGACAUUUACGGCUUCCUAAUUAAAGUUGUGCCUGUAUUCAUGUGUGCUAAAAAGGUCUAAUGUGCUUAAAUCGAACUGAAAUAUAGAGCUUUUGUAUUACUUAUAAAAAUGUUUUUGGUCUUAAUAAUGUUGAAUGAAAUAUAUGGAGAUAUUUAUUGUACUUCAUAGAAUAUAUUUAUAUUACAAUAAAUAUUAUAGUUUCGUGA
Molecule: messenger RNA, 8853 nt
Organism: Diabrotica virgifera virgifera (western corn rootworm)
Lineage: Eukaryota; Metazoa; Arthropoda; Insecta; Coleoptera; Chrysomelidae
Product: phospholipid scramblase 2
Exons: 6
Coding region: 385-1320 (311 amino acids)
Biological process (GO): plasma membrane phospholipid scrambling
Cellular component (GO): plasma membrane
Molecular function (GO): phospholipid scramblase activity
Source: RefSeq, a predicted model, not a curated record